AUGGCUGCACGCAUGACUUUACUAGGGAUGAGUGUGGCGGUGACAAUCUGCACCCUUUGCUCGAUCGUUUCUGCACUGCCGCAACAGACGGUCACCACGUACCAUGGGAAUCUGUACCCCUCGCUCGGGACAUCAGCGGUUGGCAGUACACCGAAGCUACUGCUUCCCGAUUCUAGCUCGUCCGACGAACGCAUCCUAACAGGAUCGGACGAUUUCUUGGCAUCGUUUUCCUCCAGCGGUGACGAUACCUGCAGCUUCGACAAAUAUGCGUUCGAUCACGACGGCACGGUGAAGUACGGUAACAAACUGCCAGCCCUUUCCCAGUUUACGCUCUGCAUGUGGAUGCGAUUUACCAAUCACACCGGCGACCACACAAUCCUCACCUACUCCGUGGAAGAUGAACAGCGCGAAAUACAGCUCUGGAUUUCCAACAACAUGGGCAUGAGCUUCAUCAGUUUGGCCGUCCAUGGUCAGUCACUCUUUAGGUUGAACUAUCCUUUCAAAAUGCGAAAGUGGCACCACGCGUGUGCGUCGUGGAACGGCAAAACCGGCGAAUGGCAACUGUGGAUCAAAUCGGAACGCGUCGGACGCGGAUUCCACAACCGGCUGGUCAAUUACGAAAUCAAACCCUACGGUACGCUGUUCUCUGGUGGUCCAUCCAUUACCGGGCUGACCGAUGUCGGGCUGCACUUCGAGCUGACGGCGGUCCAGAUGUACAAGGUAGCGCUGAGCGCUGGCAAGGCACACCGCGACCACAAACAUCACCAUGUGCACCAUUUCGAUCAUAACGGUGGUGAGGUUACGUCUACGACACCGCGGACCCAGGUGGCGCCUUCACCGCAACCGGCGAACCCGCUGCUGGCGAACGGACAGAUUCCAACGCGCGUCAAGAUCAACCUUGCGGCAAACGGCCAGCAACAGAACAGCGGUUCGCUCGGCAUACCUACCAAGGGUUUGCCGUCGCAGCUCGUCGGUGGUUUCACGCCGUCCACCGGCAAUGGGCCCACCGUUACGACCAACUUUGUCAACGGUCAGUUCAGCAGCGGUGUGCGGUUCCUGCAGGAGCAGCUGGUGUCAAACAACGUGAUCGGUCAAUUCCCACGAUCAAGCGGAUCGGUGGUCGGUUCGUCCAGCACCUUUACAUUCCCGGAUAGCAGCAGCGAGCUGGCGGGACCAUCGCCAUCCAGCGGUGCGUACUCGAUCGUUCAACUUCCCACCGACACGAGCCCGCGGAAACUGUUCAAGCGUCAAACGGCAGCGAAGAAGCCAGCCAAAACUAAUGCCGCGACGGAUACGAAAACCAAGCGGGAUUUGAUCCAACUGCAGGACGGGUCACUGUUGCAGAGCUCCGAAUAUAUAUUCGACGGCCUAGCCGAGUUCGGUUUGCCCGACUUCAAAAACAAACUCGGACGCGAAACGGACAUUGAGGACGAAAUUCGUGAGCACGAUAAGGAGCCGGCCGAGGAGGAGGUGCGAGCCGUGAUGAACAUCUGCUCCAAGUGCGCACCGGAACCGUUUGCCAAGGCGCUGAUAUUCGCGUGGAAGGAUGCGGUGACGGAAUUGGGCGGUGCACUGUCGGCAAAGGCGUCUUCUCACUGUGGCCAUUUCUAG
Molecule: messenger RNA, 1611 nt
Organism: Anopheles marshallii
Lineage: Eukaryota; Metazoa; Arthropoda; Insecta; Diptera; Culicidae
Gene: b6
Exons: 6
Coding region: 1-1611 (536 amino acids)
Source: RefSeq, a predicted model, not a curated record